Messenger RNA from Cynocephalus volans (Philippine flying lemur), 6523 nucleotides. It is a transcript of the gene RAPGEF1, whose product is annotated as Rap guanine nucleotide exchange factor 1. The record is from RefSeq and is a predicted model, not a curated record. Gene Ontology annotation, biological process: positive regulation of GTPase activity; Ras protein signal transduction. Lineage: Eukaryota; Metazoa; Chordata; Mammalia; Dermoptera; Cynocephalidae. The coding region runs from base 59 to 3916 and encodes 1285 amino acids. Gene Ontology annotation, cellular component: plasma membrane. The transcript is spliced from 28 exons. Gene Ontology annotation, molecular function: guanyl-nucleotide exchange factor activity.
CCGAGGCGAGCGGCGGGCGCGCCGGCCUGUGGCCCCGCAGCGGCCCGGCCCGGGCCCGAUGAGCGGCGGCCUCGGCCUCCGGCGCAGCCCGGAAAUGUCCGGCAAGAUCGAGAAAGCAGAUUCUCAGCGUUCUCACCUCUCCUCCUUCACCAUGAAGCUGAUGGACAAAUUCCACUCACCCAAAAUCAAGAGAACACCAUCAAAGAAGGGAAAACCAGCUGAAGUGUCCGUGAAGAUUCCGGAGAAGCCUGUGAACAAAGAGGCAACAGACAGAUUUCUACCAGAGGGCUACCCUAUCCCCUUGGAUCUGGAGCAGCAGGCAGUAGAAUUUAUGUCCACCAGUGCUGUGGCUUCCAGGUCUCAAAGGCAGAAGAACCUGAGCUGGCUGGAAGAGAAAGAGAAAGAAGUUGUCAGUGCCUUGCGCUACUUUAAGACCAUUGUGGACAAAAUGGCUAUUGAUAAGAAGGUCCUGGAGAUGCUUCCAGGGUCGGCCAGCAAGGUGCUGGAGGCCAUCUUACCCCUGGUGCAGAGUGACCCUCGCAUUCAGCACAGCUCAGCCCUCUCCUCCUGCUACAGCCGAGUGUACCAAAGUCUUGCCAACCUCAUUCGUUGGUCUGACCAAGUGAUGCUGGAAGGCGUGAACUCAGAAGAUAAAGAGAUGGUAACAACUGUGAAAGGGGUCAUCAAGGCCGUGCUGGACGGAGUGAAGGAGCUGGUCAGACUUACCAUUGAGAGGCAGGGGCGUCCGUCUCCAACAAGCCCAGUGAAGCCCAGUUCUCCAGCCAGCAAACCUGAUGGCCAGGCUGAGCUCCCCCUGACAGACCGAGAGGUGGAGAUUCUAAACAAGACGACUGGGAUGUCGCAGUCAACCGAGCUGCUCCCAGACUCCAUAGAUGAGGAGAUUGCACCUCCCAAGCCCCCUUUACCUGGCAUUCGAGUGGUUGAUAAUAGUCCUCCACCAGCGUUGCCACCCAAGAAAAGGCAGUCAGCUCCGUCUCCUACCCGAGUGGCUGUGGUGGCCCCCAUGAGUCGAGCCACCAGCGGCUCCAGCCUGCCUGUCGGGAUUAAUAGGCAGGAUUUUGACGUUGACUGUUACACACAGAGGCGACUGUCAGGAGGCAGCCACUCAUAUGGCGGAGAGUCGCCCCGCCUGUCCCCCUGCAGCAGCAUAGGCAAGCUCAGCAAGUCAGACGAGCAGCUGUCCUCUCUGGACAGGGACAGUGGACAGUGCUCCCGGAACACAAGCUGUGAAACUCUAGACCACUAUGAUCCCGACUAUGAAUUCCUCCAGCAAGACCUCUCUAACGUGGACCAGAUACCUCAGCAAGUGGCUUGUAACCUUAGCCCGUUGCCGGAGUCCUCGGGGGAGUCUGGGUCUCCAUUCCUCAGCCAUCCUUUCCAGCUGCCUCUUAGCAUCUGUCCCCAGCCGGAGGGGCCCUUGGCCCCAGGACAGCAGACAGACAUGCCACCUGCUCUUCCAGAGAAGAAGCGCAGGAGUGCGGCCUCCCAAACCACGGACAGCUCUGGCUGCAGGGUGUCCUACGAGCGGCACCCCUCGCAGUAUGACAACAUCUCUGAAGAUGACCUGCAGAACUCAGCCCCAGUCCAGUCCAUCCCCUACACGGCCUUUGCUGCUAUCCUCCCUUUUCAGCAAGGAGGUUCCUCAGCCCCUGUCGAAUUUGUGGGUGACUUUACUGCUCCUGAAUCAACGGGUGACCCAGAAAAGCCACCUCCUCUACCAGAGAAGAAAAACAAACACAUGCUGGCCUACAUGCAGCUGCUCGAGGACUACUCAGAGCCACAGCCCUCUGUGUUCUACCAGACACCGCAGAACGAGCACAUCUACCAGCAGAAGAACAAGCUCCUCAUGGAGGUGUACGGCUUCAAUGACUCCUUCAGCGGAGCAGACUCCUCGCAGGAGCUGGCCCCUCCACCUGCCCUCCCUCCCAAGCAGCGGCAGCUGCAGGCCUCCUAUGCUGCUUCUUCCUUCUCCUCUGUCUCCUACUGUGUCCAGCAAACUAAAGUGGCCUUCACCCCCGAGGACGGCAGUGCCACUCAGGGCAUCAGUGUGUCCGUCUCUAACUCCUUUCUCAGCCGGCACGGCAGCUUGCCUGUGCCCUCGUACAAAUCUGUGUUUAGGUCCUACUCCCAGGAUUUCCUGCCUCACCACCAAGCUUCCAUUCAGCCUUUCCCUCCGCCCACCUCCUCCUCCUCUCCACAUUUCCCACCUGUCCACCAGCCUCAGAGCUCUGACUUAGCGGUGCCGCCUGUGGCCAGUCCGCCUCCCAGCACCAUGGACGGGCCUCUCUCACCUUCUCAGGAGAACAGCUUUCAUGGGAAUACUGUCUGCCUUCCUUCCGAAACCUCUUUCACUGACUCGAGUGAAAACGCCAGCGAGGACGCUGGUGAGGGUGAAUACGUCAAUCUGUACUCCUCUGGCCAGAGCAGUGAGGAGCUGGCUCCCUCUCGAGGAUUCUCCAUUGUGGCCCCAGUGACAGACCAGGGAUGUUGGAGGGCCACAUUGUCGCUGAGUAAGGAAUCACCAGCUGGGAAAGACGGGCCUGCCAGAGAUCCCUCGGCAGCUGGCAGUGCACCUGGAAAGGACAGCAGAGAUGGUGGUGAGAGGGCUCCAAAGUCACCAGAUGCUCUGGAGUCGGCCCAGCUGGAGGACGAAGUAGACGAGCUGUCCCUCAUCGACCACAAUGAAAUUAUGGCCAGGCUGACGCUCAAGCAAGAGGGUGAUGAUGGGCCAGAUGUCCGUGGAGGGUCUGGAGACAUCUUGCUGGUCCAUGCUACUGAGACCGACAGGAAAGAUUUGGUGCUGUACUGUGAAGCCUUCCUGACCACCUACAGGACCUUCAUCACGCCGGAGGAGCUCAUCAAGAAGCUACAGUACAGAUACGAGAAGUUCUCUCCCUUUGCUGACACGUUCAAGAAGCGCGUGAGCAAGAACACAUUCUUCGUGCUGGUGCGGGUGGUGGAUGAGCUCUGCCUAGUGGAGUUGACGGAGGAGAUCCUGAAGCUGCUGAUGGAACUGGUCUUUCGCCUGGUGUGCAGUGGGGAGCUCAGCCUGGCUCGCGUGCUCCGGAAGAACAUCCUGGACAAGGUGGACCAGAAGAAGCUGCUCCGGUGUGCCAACUCCGACCAGCCCCUGGCAGCCAGGGGGGUAGCAGCCAGGCCAGGGACCUUGCAUGACUUUCACAGCCAUGAAAUAGCUGAGCAGCUGACACUGCUGGACGCUGAGCUCUUCUAUAAAAUAGAGAUUCCCGAGGUUUUGCUUUGGGCAAAAGAGCAGAAUGAGGAGAAGAGCCCCAACUUGACCCAGUUCACGGAGCACUUCAACAACAUGUCCUACUGGGUCCGGUCGAUAAUCAUGUUACAGGAAAAGGCCCAGGACAGGGAACGGCUGCUCCUGAAGUUCAUCAAGAUCAUGAAGCACCUGCGGAAGCUAAACAACUUCAACUCCUACCUGGCCAUCCUGUCGGCGCUGGACUCGGCACCCAUCCGCAGGCUGGAGUGGCAGAAGCAGACCUCAGAGGGCCUGGCUGAGUACUGCACGCUGAUUGACAGCUCAUCCUCCUUCCGAGCCUACCGGGCUGCCCUCUCCGAGGUGGAGCCUCCGUGCAUACCAUACCUGGGGCUGAUCCUGCAGGACCUGACCUUUGUCCACCUGGGAAACCCAGACUAUAUUGACGGGAAAGUGAACUUUUCCAAGCGGUGGCAGCAGUUCAACAUCCUCGACAGCAUGCGAUGUUUCCAGCAGGCGCAUUAUGACAUCCGGAGAAACGACGACAUCAUAAACUUCUUCAACGAUUUUAGUGACCACCUGGCCGAGGAGGCCCUGUGGGAACUCUCUCUGAAAAUUAAACCCAGGAACAUAACGCGGAGGAAAACAGACCGGGAAGAGAAGACCUAGGAGCAGGUGCCAUGAGCAAGGAGAACGCUCAAGAGGCAGAGGGCAGCUCCAAGCCCAGGGAGGACUCUGGACCUGGCAGGUGGGCUGCCAGCGCCCCGGCCACAGAGCCACAGGCUGGCCAGGCCUCAGCUAUGCCGGGCAGGGGCCUGGAGCCCGCCAGCAGCUUCCUGCCUCCCUCCUCCGCAGGAGCAGACACGUGGCCCGCAGUGGAGCUGGCAGGCAGGUCUUAGGACUGAUUUGUGACCCGGGGGUUUCCUGAUUUGGUUUAGUUUUCUGCUUUCACUUCUGUCUUCCCCCCCACCCUGCCACCCUCUCCCCUACAGCCUGGGAGCAGCACAGAACCAGAAUCAGCAGACCAAGGAAUGGCAGAUCCUCUCCCCUCCCUAAGCUUGAGAGUCCCUGAAUCACACGGCAACUGCCUGGAGGCAGAGGCCCCUGUGUGGCGGCUGCCCUCCUACAGCCUGGAAUGAGGCAGGUGUAGCUGGGUGGUCAGAAGGCAGAGAAGACCAGGGGAGGCUCCUUUUGCCCUCCAUUCCCUGCUUUUGAAAUAUGGAGGAUGGUGUGAGCUUUUCAUCUGGCCCAGAAAGGUAGGACGGGGGGUGUUAACGCAGCCCUGGAGCUGGCACCCCUUAGCAUGGCACUGGCUCUCGAGCAGUCUUGCUGGGGGCUGUGCCCACAGACCUCCCAUGCUGGACUGCGAGCAGCAGCAGCACCUGUCAUUUCGUCACCCCUUUACCUCCUGCCCAGGCUGCUAAGACUUUCCCCACAUCGUCCCUCUGGGCAGCUGGGAGAGGAGGCUGAACUAGGGAGGAAGAACUUCACCAUCAGAGAAGCACUUUGUAUCGCUGGGAGUCUUUUUUACCUUGUCUGAGUUGGGGCCUGAGCUUAGCUCCUGGGGAGUGAUUUCAGAGAGGGACAGCAAAGGAGCUCUCCUGUCCUCCUCCUUCGCUUGCUGUGUGCCUUAAGCUCCAUCUUCUGUCUCUCCCAGUAUCUUGCCCCAUUCUGGAGUGGCCAGUGGGCUCCUCCUCUGGCUCAUCAGACCUUCCUGCCAGAGCCAUCAGUGUUCCCUGGGAAGGACAGGGCAUCCCUGAGAGGCCCAAGCAGGCCCUUGGGGUGUGGAGAGGUCAGAGGCCUGGCCGCAGAGGUGCCCCUGAGGCUGAGCAGCCAGGCGGGCUUGCUUUCUCCUUGGCUGGAGCAUCUUCAAGAGCAGGUUCUCUUCCGUCCUACUGGUUACAAACCACUCUCACUGCUGAGGUUGACAAUCUAGGGCAAGGUUUGUGGGGGCGGGGGGAGCAGUGCUUCAGCAAGCAGGUGCCCGCUAGAGCCUCCCAUGUCCCCCCCGGCUCCCAGCUGCUGUGUACAAGCGAGUGCUCACUGCUGCUGGAUGCGGGACUUGAUCAAGGGUCGGACUGAGCUUACUUAGCCCAGUUUAAACAGAACAAAGAAAAAAUAGAAAGCAGCACCUGUUGAUUAUUUAGACUUUUUAAACAACCAUGUCACUUUGAGCCCUUUCUGGGUUUGUGAGCAGCUUUUCUCAAGAAGAGUUUGGGCUGUGUUUCUUCUUCUUUCGUGUUUUGUUUGUCCUGUAUGGAGAGGGGAGGGAAUCUGUGGAACGUCAGAGAGGCUGCCUCUGGCAGCAGUCCUGCUGGCGGCUGCCGGAACUGUCACUUUAUUAUUUAAAGAGUGUGUGUGUAGAACCGCUGGUUUAUUAGCAGUAUUGUGUGUGGGGUUGGGUUUUUAGUUUGUUCCCUCUUUUUGAGUCCCUUCAUUUCAACCUUUGCCUCGCGCUCCCAUCCUUUGCCCAGCUCUGUUGAAUGCUGCUGCGUGUAUGGGAGGGUCCACUGUGCACACAAGGUCUUUGAGUUGUGUGAACAAAACCCCUGUGCCAUUUAGAGCCUCUGAGAGUCUCCCUCUGUGGCACAGGCAAGGGCCAGUGCCGUGUCGCAGCCUCAGAAACCAGCCCACUCACGCCCAGCAGCAGGCAGAUCUGUGUCUGCAGUUGGACCUGUGCGCCUUGCUCUCAGACAUGAGCUGGACAGAGAAGGGGUCUCCACACCUUCCCUGAAUUCAGAGCAGACCCUGUGCCCAUCCCCAGGAUGCCCGAGCAUUUCCCCCAGGCCCUCCCCGUCCCUCCCUGGGAGCCCUUGGUAGUCCGAGCAGAAGAGCCCAAGCAGCAGGUGGCAGUGCCAGGUGGCUCCCCACGUGGGGACAGCAGGGUGCACUGCAUGUUUUAACUUAUUGGCUGAUAGGCUCCCCCUCCUGGCUCUGGUUGUUGCCAGGUCCCAGUGCUCAGUGCUGCAGCCUGGCCGAGGCUUGUCUGUUUCUCGGGGGCCCAGGGGAGGGUUGUGGGGAUCAAUCUUUGACAUAAGUGAGAUGGAUGAUUCGGUUCCUUUCUGGUCCGUUCUCACCUGCAGGUGUGGGUGGAGCCAGGGAGGGGCACUGGGCUCCAGUUCUGAGAAGCGCCUCCCUCUCCGGCUGCCCACGGCCUCCCAGUGUUCCAUUGUAAUAUACAUCCCCCAACUAACCGUCUCAUAGUGGCAUCUUCCUGCAGACAUUUCAAACGUGUAACUUUUAUAUGAAAGAAAAAUAAACACAGAUGAAAGCCGA